This is a messenger RNA of Thecamonas trahens ATCC 50062, 826 nucleotides long. RefSeq lists its product as uncharacterized. The transcript has a single exon. Bases 133 to 537 code for a protein of 134 amino acids. Lineage: Eukaryota; Apusomonadida; Apusomonadidae. The record is from RefSeq and is a predicted model, not a curated record.
GGGGGGGGGAAGAGCCUCGAAAUCGAGGCCGCGAUCGAGACCGGGUUCGCGAUCGCGAUCGCGACCGUGUUCGCCAGGGUUGGCCAAGACGCGGCCACUCGACGCUAGGUGGCACUGAGCUGCUGGCAGACGAUGGACAUACUGCUGGAAACAUGGAUGGACCCUGUGCUGGAUGCGGUUUAUGUGGCGCUUGGUGUGGUGCUGGUGCUACGGCUCGGCGGAUGGCUCGGGCGGCUGUGGGCACUCGACCGUGAGGCACGACGGAGUGCUGGCCCGCGGCUACACCCGUGGCACAGGCGGGUGGUUGGGAGGAGAGACAGUGUGUGUGCUGGUGAUGACGAUGGUGCUGGUGAUGAUGCUAGCAGUGGCGAUGACUUUGCGGAAGGUGCAGAUCAGCUGUGGCUCGCCGAAUGCGACGACGACAGCUUCGCUGACAGCGACGCCGACAGCGACGCCGAAUGUGACGACGACAACUUCGCUGCCCACUGGCUGGCCAAGAUCGCCUCGUGGGACGAGCAUGCUGGCGGCAAGAGGUGAAGAGGGUACACGCUAGAUGUUAUUGGCUCUAGCAGAGAGAUAGAGUGGAGGAAAGGUACUACGAGCGGAUGCCAUAGGUAGCGGUGGUCGAGGGCACGGCGCGCGAGCGGAGCUUGGCGCCGUAGCGCAGCUGCGAAGCGUCGGAGGUCAGGUACGACGACGAGGGCGCGGCGGUGGCGAGGUCGGCCGAAGUCGGCGGCGAGGUAUGCGAGAUGGUAAACGCGUCCUCGAGCUCGGGAGUGGCCUCGCGGGAGGCGCCUGCACGGGCCUCGGCGAAGAGCGACUCGAG